AAGAAUAAUCAACGUUGUUUGUAGAGAGAGACAGAGAGAGAAAUGGGUAAGGUAGCAACCACCACAGCAGCGCCGACUGAAAUGAAGAAGAAGAAGAAGAAAGGCCGUCCUUCUCUUUCAGAUCUCCAUGAACGUGACAAUAAACUUUCCAUUUCUACCCCUUCCCGUCGAUCCAAUCGCCGGAACCCUAAUCCGAACUCGAAUUCUCCGCCUCCGGACUUCAUCGACGACGAUGACGAAAGAAAAGAGAAGAAAGUCAAAUUAGUUGUGCGUUUGCCUGAAUCAAAUCAACAACAUUUCGAACAAGAUUCGUCUUCUGCCAAUUCACUUUCUGAUUCCGACGGUGAUAAUCACGACGCGUCUGUUAAUGUUAAGAGAAGGAAAAUCGAUUCCGUGGAUCCCAGAUCUGACGACGUUGUUGCUGAUCAGGAGGAAAAGCUUUCGAAAGCGACGGACACAUCAAAUGGGUCGCCAUUGGUGUCCGGCCCCACAACACCUUUGCCAGACAAAAAGUUGUUGGUGUUCAUACUUGACAGACUUCAAAAGAAGGACACUUAUGGUGUAUUCUCCGAGCCUGUUGAUCAUGAUGAGAUACCUGAUUAUCAUGAGAUUAUACAGCAUCCUAUGGAUUUUGGAACCGUGAGGAAGAAACUUGAUGGACGACUCUACUCAAACCUGGAGGAGUUAGAGGCUGAUGUCUUCUUAAUAUGUUCAAAUGCAAUGCAAUAUAAUGCCUCAGAUACUGUUUACUUUCGGCAGGCACGGUCUAUUCAAGAUCUGGCAAAAAGAGAUUUUGAUAAUUUGAGGCAUGAAGGGGAGGAUGGUGAGCUGCAACCUAAGGUUGUUCGUAGAGGCCGGCCCCCAAGCAAAAAUCUUAAGAAGUCUGAAGAGAGUUCUCCACCCCCAAGCAAAAACCUAAAAAUGUCUGUUGAGGGUUCACCUAUUGAUUGUAUUGCUCCUGAGCUUUCUUCAGGCGCCACUCUUGCUAGUGGAGAGGAAAAAGUCGGUGGAUCUAAUUCUUACAAUCUAAGAAAGGGACCUAUGCUUUAUAAGUUCCGUUCUGCUGAUAUAUCCUCCACAUAUCGCUCUCGUGGUGAAACUUAUUCUGAAUGGUUGGUUGAUUGGAAUGAGUUUCCAGCUUCCAUUUUGAGGGCUGAUCUGAAGUAUGGAAAGAAACAUUUUUCAGUUGAUGAAAACAGGCGUGACACAUACCAACUAUUCCAUCAGUCAGCUUCUUGUAGUGAGCCAUCUUUGUUGUGGAAUGCUGAUGACCUAAAGCGGUUAAUGGCAGUUGGUGUUCACAUCGAGCAGCAUGCAUACGCUAGAAGCCUUGCCAGAUUUGCUGCAGAUCUUGGGCCAGUAGUCUGGAAAGUAGCUUCUAAGAAGUUAGAAACUGUUUUACCUGCUGAAGUAAAGUUUGGUCCUGGAUGGGUAGGAGAAGGUGGAGGAUCAACAUUAAAGUCAACUUUUUCAUCUCAGAACAAAUCAUCAGAUUGCUUGGCAGCUGAUCACCAUUCUUCUAGAGCCGUUAUACCAUCUCUUCGGGGAGUAGGUUCUGCUGUCAUGUGCAGGCCUAGUGAUGGAAAUGUUGAAGCUGGUAAGACAUUGAACAGCCAAAAUGAUGUAGCAGAGGCUAGUGGUGAUUUUUCCUGUGCAUUUCCUGCAUCUAACUCCCAGGCUAAGCAGAAACCUUCCGGCAACCCAAGAAAUGGUUUCAGUGGUAUGAUUGGGUAUGAUUUGUCUGCGCAAAUGGAGGUAAAAAGGCUGUCCAUGCCUAAAGGGGAACCAAACCUACAAGAGGCUGCCUCAAGGCCUGGUGGUCAAUUGCUUGGAACAGUUCCUAAAAGAGAUGUUUCAUCCUCACAUCAGUCGCCUUCAAACCGUGUCUCCUCUCUGGAAAACAGUUUACGAGAAAGCUGGAGUACAUUGCAUUCUGGGAAUUUAGAGCAGACUUGGAGGGUUUCUGGAGAUUCUCAACCUGCCUCUGUAUCUGCAGGGCAGUAUAGGGUAUCUCUUCCAAAUCCGCCGGACCUGAAUGUCAAAGUCCAAACUUCAAGCUCCCCUAGUUCUAGUUUACGAGUUGGAUCCCCACAGCAGCCAGAUUUAGCAUUGCAGCUCUAACUUAUUUAUUAGCCCUUUCUGCAUCUGAACCAGGUGAAGUAGAUUAUUCAUGUUAACCUAAAUCAUGGUAGGGGCACUAGGAAAAUGGAUGUAUCCAAUUUUUAGAUUGAAACUAGGGAAUUGGUAUGUAACAACAUUUGAGAAUUUGAACCCAUGAUUCAAAUAGAUAGUUGGGUGGGGAAUAUCCGCAGUUGAUACUGCAA
Molecule: messenger RNA, 2324 nt
Organism: Solanum verrucosum
Lineage: Eukaryota; Viridiplantae; Streptophyta; Magnoliopsida; Solanales; Solanaceae
Exons: 9
Coding region: 43-2121 (692 amino acids)
Molecular function (GO): protein binding
Source: RefSeq, a predicted model, not a curated record